Racocetra persica is the source of this 526-nucleotide messenger RNA. Lineage: Eukaryota; Fungi; Glomeromycota; Glomeromycetes; Diversisporales; Gigasporaceae. The record is from the annotation of a GenBank genome assembly.
CUUUUUUAUUACCAUCUUCAGCUUUUACAAUCUGGCGAUAUAAGUUAAGAAAAUCAACUAACUCAGGAUUAUUUUCACCAGUAGGUACUGAACUUGACUGUGUAAUAAUAUUUUCUGUAGAAUCUAAAUUUUCGGUAGUCAACUCAUCAAUUAAUUUCUUUAGAUUUGUAGAACAAACUUAUUCUAGUACUAGUAAUAAGAUUGGGGUAUACGAAUUCUUGGAGGCUUUGGGAUUAUUAGAUAAUAAAUUUGAGUUAGAUGCCGAUAAUGAUAGUGAUGAAUUCUGGCUAUGUUUUGGUGAAGAUGCUUUAAAAAAGCUUUAUCGAGACCAGGAAGCUCAUCAACAUUUUAUUCUUCUUAGGCUAUUUACCAUGUGUCUUUCUAAUUUAUCUGAGCAAGCAAAAAAUGGAUUAUUUGUCACAUUUUCUAGAUCUAAUUCAUUUGAAGUAUUAGAACACAACGCAUUAUUGGAUGCUAUAGCUCAUCCUGUGAAAGGUUUAAAUCUUUUCAAAUAUGAUGAACUUGG